CCCCAACCGCAAACCCUCUACUUCGCCUACGGCUCCAACCUCAGCCUCCUCCAAAUGUCCACCCGCUGCCCCCAAGCAACCUACGCCGGAAUCGCACGCCUCGAAAACUACAAAUGGAUAAUCAACACGCGAGGAUACGCGAACAUCGUUGCCUCAACCACCUCCCCCCUAUCUUCCCCAGCUCCCUCCCACCCCAACGAAAGUACAGUAUACGGCCUCGCCUACCACCUCCCCCCCUCCAACGAGUCCCUCCUCGACGCCUACGAAGGCGUCCCAACCGCAUACACGAAGACUUACCUCCCAUGCGCGUUCUGGCCCAGCACGCUCGAUGAAGCGGUUGAUACGACGCGGGCGCCGGGUGAGGCGCGGCGGGUGAUGCUUGUGUAUAUUGACCGGCGGCGGACGGGGGUAGGGGAGGCGGGGGGGGAGUAUGUUGGGCGGGUGAAUCGGGGGGUGGGGGAUGCUGUUAGACUUGGUGUGCCUGCGGGGUGGGUGGAGGAGGUUGUUAGGGGGUUUGUU
This is a messenger RNA of Dothidotthia symphoricarpi CBS 119687, 519 nucleotides long. RefSeq lists its product as uncharacterized. The annotation marks the transcript as partial. The record is from RefSeq and is a predicted model, not a curated record. Lineage: Eukaryota; Fungi; Ascomycota; Dothideomycetes; Pleosporales; Dothidotthiaceae. Gene Ontology annotation, molecular function: gamma-glutamylcyclotransferase activity. The transcript has 2 exons.